UGCAAUGGCAUACGCCACAAUAACAUUUCGGACCAGUAAGCACGGUGCUUGCUUACAAUGAAACACAGGUGAAGGCUGGCAGUGGAACUCUAGCCUGUGGUGCCUGCCAUUUAGACCGAGAGAUGGGUAGAUGACGACCAAGAGCAAUGGAGUCGAGGGCCCGUUGAUACCAUGAAUGACAGGUAUCACAAGGCGGCCCGGGAUGGCUACCUGGACCUGCUGAAAGAGGCUACGCGGAAGGACUUGAACGCGCCCGAUGAAGAUGGCAUGACACCGACGUUAUGGGCCGCUUAUCAUGGCAACUUGGAGGCUCUGCGACUUAUUGUGGGCAGAGGAGGCAACCCUGAUAAGUGUGACAUAUGGGGGAACACACCUCUUCACCUGGCGGCUGCCAACGGCCACCACAACUGCCUGUCCUUCCUGGUGUCCUUCGGUGCCAACGUGUGGUGCCUAGACAACGACUACCACACGCCCCUCGACAUGGCCGCCACCAAGAGCCACAUGGACUGUGUCCGCUACCUGGACUCCAUCGCUGCCAAGCAGUCGGCCCUCAACCCCAAGCUGGUGGGCAAGCUGAAGGAGCGGGCUUUCCGCGAGGCCGAGAAGAGGAUUAAGGAGUGCGUGAAGCUGCAGCGGAAGCACCACAAGCGCAUGGAGCGCGAGUUCCACAAAGAGGCGGCGUCGGAGCAGUCUGUGUCGGACGCCAUGAGCUUCUCCAGCUACACAAGCAGCUCAGUGAGCCGCAAGCUGCACCACCUGAACACCGCCACUGUCAGUGUGCCAUACUCUCAGGCUACUCUUCACGCCACAACCCGAGGCAAGACCAAGAUCCAGAAGAGGCUGGAGAAGAGGAAGCAGGGGGGCGGGACCUUCAAGAUCUACGAGGACGGUAGGAAGAGCGUGCGCUCCCUUUCUGGCCUCCAGCUGGGCAACGAUGUCAUAUUCCUUAAACAGGGAACCUACGUCGGCCCUCGGGACCGCACAGGGCGCCGCGGCAACCUCCGAGACAUAUUCCACGGAGACGCCAACGACGACGCCAUCUCUCGUGCCAUCAGCGAGCCGGACUUGUCUUACCGGCCCGACGUGGAAUACUCUGAGGUCAGCACCGACUCAGGCCACGACUCCCUCUUCAACCGGCCCGGUCUGGGAACCAUGGUGUUCCGACGCAACUACAUCAGCGGCGGCCUGUUCGGCAUCGGCGGGCGCGACGAGGGGAGCCUCAGUGGAGCAACCGAACGGGCUGGCAGCGCCAACGUGCGGCUGCACAGCCGGCUGCACAGCCGGCUGCGGCGUUCGCCUAGCCUGGAUGAUGGGGGGGACAGCAUCGGCAGUGCCCGCAGCCUCCAGGAAAGGAACCGCCAGGAGCUUCCUUGGGACGAGGUGGAGCUGGGGCUGGAUGAUGACUGCGAGGCCGUGACUAGCCCAUUGGAGGUGUUCCUGGCCGCGCAGACCAUGGGCGAGUUCCUCACCGUUUUUAGGCGUGAGAAGAUUGACCUGGAGGCGCUGCUGCUGUGCUCGGACCAGGACCUUAAGAGCAUCCACAUCCCCCUAGGGCCCAGGAAGAAAAUCCUGGACGCCUGCAAGAGACGCCUGGAGACCCUUGAGGACCCUGACUGCAUCGAGGACACCCCGCUGUGAAUGGUGACUGAUGCUUUUGGAUCUGAAGAUGCUGUGUAGGUACUGUAUACCUCCACUACUGUGAUGUUCACCUACAGAGUAAACCUAACCUACAGAGUAAACCUAACCUACAGAGCAAACCUAACCUACAGAGUAAACCUAACCUACAGAGCAAACCUAACCUACAGAGUAAACCUAAUCUACAGAGCAAACCUAACCUACAGAGUAAACCUAACCUACAGAGUAAACCUAACCUACAGAGCAAACCUAACCUACAGAGUAAACCUAACCUACAGAGCAAACCUAACCUACAGAGUAAACCUAACCUACAGAUUAAUCCUAACCUACAGAUGAAUCUUAACCUACAGAGUAAAUCUAACCUACAGAGUACAUCUGAGUGUGUAGAGGAGAACAGGGCCAACUGUAACAGUUUGGGGAUUUUUCACUGGGACAUGUUAAUAUUGUCGGCACUCUCCCCUACACAUAGUUAUGAAGGUAGGCGUCUAGUUUUUUCUUUGGUUGAUGAUAAUAGUAACAAUCCGGUAUAUAAUUAAUUCCUGUCUGUCUCUGCAAAUAUGGCAUUGCCAUUCUUCUGGAGACCACUAGGUGGACACACUGUAUAGGUCAAGCAGAAUGCUCUUCCAACCUUAAAGGUGGAGCAUUGAUGCUUAGUCUUGUCAGGACUAAUGUCUCGUGGGUGUUUGUUGUAGUAUAUGCAAUAUUCAGAGACUUUACAGCUACAACAUAAAUAGCGGUUUGUUGUAGUGUAUGCAAUAUUCCGAGACAGUCUGACUCUAUACGAUUAUGUAAGGACAUUCAGAGAAAUGUUCUAAUUUCAUACCCUGGGUCACCCUGUGACUAGUUAGGCAGAAAGGAGGACAUUGUCAAGACAAAAAUCUCAAGUAAAAUACAGAAACCUGAGCUUUCUUUGGACUUUAUAAAUGAAGGAGAAGAGCUGAAGAAAUCUGAAUGGUAUUUUGGAUCAUUGCAGCAUCAUUCGAGUGAGUUCUAGAAGUCCACUGCACUGCAUUGUUGACCGUUUUAAUGAACUAAAUGACACUGUUGACCGUUUUAUUGAACUAAAAUACACUGUUGACCGUUUUAAUUAACAAAAAUACACUGUUGACCGUUUUAAUGAACUAAAUGACACUGUUGACCGUUUUAUUGAACUAAAAUACACUGUUGACCGUUUUAAUGAACUAAAAUACACUGUUGACCGUUUUAAUGAACUAAACGACACUGUUGACCGUUUUAAUAUACUAAAAGACACUGUUGACCGUUUUAAUGAACUAAACGACACUGUUGACCUUUUAAUAUACUAAAAGACACUGUUCUCAGAACAGAGGACCGUGUUGCUUCCGUGAAGGACAGAGAGCUAUGGCAUGCCAUCUUUUGGAGCAUUGCGCCACCAUACGCAGUCAGCAAAAGACUGCCUGGAUCUGUAUCUACAGAACACAUUGUUGAUGUGCAACAGUGUUCUUGUAUCUACAGAACACAGUGUUGAUGUGCAGCAGUGUUCUUGUAUCUACAGAACACAGUGUUGAUGUGCAGCAGUGUUCUUGUAUCUACAGAACACAGUGUUGAUGUGCAGCAGUGUUCUUGUAUCUACAGAACACAGUGCUGAUGUGCAUCAGUGUUCUUGUAUGCCAUGUGGCACAGUGUACAGAGAGAGGAACAAGGAGGUGUGGCCUGCCCCCCUCCAACACCUCUCUGUCUGAGCCCAAUACAUUGGCCCCUGUGGGGCUUGUUAGGUACCAUACCACCAUCCCCUGAGCCUGUGCUCCUGGUGCCAGUGCAUUUGUUAAGGACAUGAUUUUUACAUACAUGAGCAUAUGGUUAAUUGUUUGUAUUUGUUUAUUAAUCCAUUAGACGUAGGCUGGGAUUCAAUACAAGGCACUUUUUAGCGCAGUGCACCAUAACAGGUUUUUAAAGGUAAUUUACUCUUUAGCCGGCAUGCGCAGCUUUUACAAUGAAUGCGAUCUCCGUGAACAUCUGGGAAAAUGCCUUUAAAAAGCACAUUGUCAGCUGUAUAGUGCGUGCUAUAACGCGCCUUGCACGGAAUCCUGGCCAAAGUCUCAAAUCCAUAGUUUUGUAUAGAUACUUCCAUUGUUGACAUUGAUGGUGAUAAUGUAGCGAAUUUGUAGGGUGAGUCACAGUCAGUCUGCCUCUCCAAUUCGCUACAAUAUUAUAAUUAUCUGUGCAUUACCAGUUCUAUGCUAUUAAGGCAUUUGUUUUACCUGUUGAUUGGUUUGGCCCAGGUCAUUCAGCUUGCUAUGCAUUGUUCCAUUUUGUACCAGUACAUUUGUUUACACACAGUAUGCCAGGUCAAACCACUUUCAGUUUGGUUCACUGAUAAAGGAGGCCAAUUGCUUUUUUUCAUUGACGGUUGACGCUAUGAGAGAAUGGUAGAAUAAACUUGUAUUGAGUGGAUUAUUUAAUGUUUCGAUGGGUAAAACUCACACAUAAUUAAAUCCAUUGUCAUAGAUAUUUUGAUGAGGAUUUUAUGAUACAGUAUGUAGAUGUCCAGAGUAUAGGCCUACCCCCCAUGAGGUUUUGAAUUACAAUGUUGUCAUAUCAUGUUGAUCACAUCAUUAAGGAUGUUACACUACACUAUGGAAGUUUAGUUACUAAUUGUUUACGUCAAAUUUUGGCUUGAAGGUUGGCUGUAUGCUUAUACAUGUUUGGUAUGAUGCUAAAGUAACUAUCCAGUGAAAUCUCACUUUUAAAAGUUUGUAUUCUGUUAACUCAUACCCAGAUAAUGUUGUUGAAUCAUCCUAUUCUCGUAUUUGUGGCUAAAGCAUAAAUUGGAGAAAAAGAAAAACACUUGAAAAACGCCACCUCAAACUUGUAUCUCAAACAGACAGUUUAAA
Coregonus clupeaformis (lake whitefish) is the source of this 4487-nucleotide messenger RNA. Its product is annotated as Usher syndrome type-1G protein homolog. Gene Ontology annotation, biological process: sensory perception of light stimulus; sensory perception of sound; equilibrioception. The record is from RefSeq and is a predicted model, not a curated record. Gene Ontology annotation, molecular function: protein binding. The coding region runs from base 172 to 1638 and encodes 488 amino acids. Lineage: Eukaryota; Metazoa; Chordata; Actinopteri; Salmoniformes; Salmonidae. The transcript has 3 exons.